AUGGUAGUGAAACUUGUCGUCCUGUCCAAUGCCGUGUCAUUCUUUGGAAAAGAUCUAGCCAAAAACGAGAGUUUUAUGGAGUCUGCCUUGGCUUAUAUCGAGGAGACUUUGAUAUGCGCCGAAAUAGUUCGACUAGUGCCCCGGCUUUUAGCCCCAAUUAUAGGGGGGAUUAUUUCCUCACGCUUGAAGUCGCACGAAAUCAUUUUCAACACAUUGCUCCCAAUUGCUGAGCAACGGUGUCUCGAACGGGAUCUGAAAUUCUCAGGUCAGAAAGUCCCAGAUCAUCAUGAUUGUAUACAAUGGAUCAUGGAGACUUCCCCAAAACGGGACCCAUGGUCAGCUAAGCGUGUGGUUCAUGAACUAAUGGCUAUUUGGUUCGGGUCGGUUCAUGCCUUAUCAACUACCAUCACAUUUGCGAUCCACGAUAUUUGUAUCCACCCUGAGUAUGUUCUACCCCUACGCCAAGAACUCCAAAAUCAUUAUACGGAGUUUGAGCGUACCGGUAGAGGUUUGCCUCUUUUGGAUAGCUUUAUCAAAGAGUCUGCACGCUUAACCCCUGUUGAGUCAAGUAAGCCCUUGAAUAUCUACCUCUGA
Messenger RNA from Daldinia childiae, 594 nucleotides. Its product is annotated as Ent-kaurene oxidase. The record is from RefSeq and is a predicted model, not a curated record. The transcript is spliced from 5 exons. Gene Ontology annotation, molecular function: heme binding; iron ion binding; monooxygenase activity. NCBI's taxonomy places the organism in Eukaryota, Fungi, Ascomycota, Sordariomycetes, Xylariales, Hypoxylaceae. The coding region runs from base 1 to 594 and encodes 197 amino acids.